CACUUCAAGAUUGAUAGCUGUGUUCUGACGGAUGACAGAAACCUGUACAACAAAGCAAAGGGAGUCAUUUUCUUCCAUAAAAACAUUGCCGGUGAUCUAAAAAACAUGCCGCAGGAGCCACGUCCAGCUUUUCAGAAGUGGAUUUGGUACCAUGUAGAAUCCCCAACAAACACGGGUAGGACACCAGGUCUGGAAAACCUGUUCAACUUAACUGUGAGAGAAAACUAUUACAAGGAACUGUCCAAACACAUCAAGAUCAACCUGUUUGGUACAGCUUAUACAGGGAAACGUUUGAGUUAUGAGGAGUAUUACUCAACCAUUGGCAGCUGUAAGUUUUACCUCUCAUUUGAGAACUCGCUCCACAGAGACUACAUCACAGAGAAGGUCAACGGGCCCCUUGUGGCGGGGACAGUGCCUGUAGUGAUGGGUCCGCCAAGAGAAAACUACGAGGAGUUCCUUCCAGCCGAUGCCUUCAUUCACAUAAAUGACUUCCCCGACGCAAAGUCUCUGGCUAACUUUCUGCUGGGUAUGACGGACGCAGCGUACAUGCGUUACUUUGAGUGGAGGAAGUUCUACGAGGCCACUCCU
Messenger RNA from Etheostoma spectabile (orangethroat darter), 588 nucleotides. RefSeq names its product alpha-(1,3)-fucosyltransferase 9-like. Lineage: Eukaryota; Metazoa; Chordata; Actinopteri; Perciformes; Percidae. Gene Ontology annotation, molecular function: alpha-(1->3)-fucosyltransferase activity. Gene Ontology annotation, cellular component: membrane. The transcript has 2 exons. The annotation marks the transcript as partial. The record is from RefSeq and is a predicted model, not a curated record.